UAAAACAUCUUUAAAAACACAGGCUUUAAAAUACAAACGUAAGACCAUGGAGGGCUGCAGGAAUAUUCUCAGUGAAUGUGUGCAGCUUUUUUUCCACAUAUGUCAGCUCUGAUCCAAGCCACACCUGCUGCUAACCAUGACUUACCAGAGGGGGAGAGAGAGGCAGAGAGAGGCAGAGGGAGGCAGCAGAGUGCACUGUGUUUUCUGGCUGUACUCUCACAGGCUGAGCAGACGCUCAGGCGAAUGGUCGCUGUGUCGUGUCGCUGCUUCCUUUUUCCUUUUUUCUCGGUGCCUGUUGUUUGCUGCCGUUCUCCUCUGCUCUCAUUGAUGGAGCUCGGGCUUUUCCUUCUGUCAUCAUAAAGCAGCAAUGUGAUGAAUGGAGCUCUGUGGGAGAGAAAGUCCUCUGCGCUUUACCAGAGCUUCAACCAAUUAAUGCUCCACACAGAGCUGGAAAUCCAUUGAAGGAGGCAUUGGCUUUGCUGUGAAGCAAGUGGGAUUUUUCCUCGAUCAUUUUUUUUGUCUCGGACGUAAAAAGCUCCUGGUUUCUGGCGUCUUCCUGAUGAGAUCUUCAGUGGAUGUUGUGGAGCUCUGCUCCCAGCCCUGCUGACAGCCAGCUUUCUGACAUUCACACGUCAAUUCACUCAAGUGCAAGGAUGCAGGUGGAAGCCUCAUGUGUCUUUUGAACUAGUAUCACUGUCAGAUUGACAGAAGAACAUCAGGAUAUAUAGAAGUCAAAGACAAGUGACUCGUAGAAGGAUUUCCCUCUUAGACUGACAGGGAGGGGAGAUUGUGGUCAUCAGGCAGCUGGGAAGAAGAUGCCAGCCAUCCUGGUGGCCACAAACAUGAAGUCAGGACUCCCCAAACCCAAACCGGUGCACAGUGCUCUGCCGAUUCCACAGACUCCAACCAGGCCGUCUGCUCUAGCUCUGCCUCCAGCAGCGUUAAAGUCUCACGGCCAGCAGGUGGUUCCAAGAUCAGCAAGAAGUAAGGUUCCAGGUUCAGAGGCUGGAGUCAACACACAGAUCUACACGGACUGGGCCAACCAUUACCUCGCCAAGUCGGGACACAAGCGUCUGAUCAAGGAUCUGCAAACGGACGUCACCGAUGGGGUGCUGCUGGCUGAGAUUAUACAAGUCGUUGCCAAUGAGAAGAUCGAUGAUAUCAAUGGCUGCCCCAAGAGCCGUUCUCAGAUGAUUGAGAACAUUGAUGUUUGCCUCAGUUUCCUGGCAGCCAAAGGAGUCAAUAUCCAGGGUCUGUCUGCUGAAGAGAUCCGGAAUGGUAAUCUGAAAGCCAUCUUAGGCCUCUUCUUUAGUUUGUCUCGCUACAAACAGCAGCAGCAGCACGCACAGCGUCAGCCCUCACUUCCAUCCAACGCCCAGUCCAAGAGCUCACAUCCUCCUCUGAGCCAGCAGUGCAGUGCCCCGGCUCAGCUCAGCCACUCUCCGCAUGGGACUCCUGUCCUCACAGGCCAAAAAGCUGCACAGAGCGAGAUGCAGUCCAGGGAUGGAUCUCAGAAUAAACUACUCAAGUUUUCCCUUGGUCAGAAAAAAACCUCUAGACUUCCUGGCCCAACCUCGAGGGUGUCCACUGCCGGCAGUGACAUUCCUCCCAGAGGUCAGGUCAGUUCUUCUGGUAACAGACGCAGCCAGGGCUUCAGCGACAAGACCAAAGGCAACUUCCCCCUGAGCAAAGAUUCGCCAGAGGGCAUGACCUCACAACAUUCGGUAAUGACUGAUCAUGCUCUGUCAUCUGUGGUGACCUCCACCUCCUCCACCAGCAUCUCCGCUGCUACCUCUGCCCAGAAUCCUCCCUCAUCUUCCUCCUCCUCUUCAUCCACCUCUUGCACAGCCAUUCCACAGCCAAACGGCAACAGCAAGCCGUGGCGGAGCAAGUCCAUGAGCUCCAAACAAGCCUCAGCAGCUUCGACUUCAUCCACCAGCGGCCCGGCCCCGGCCAUGCAGCCCAUCAAGCAGGAGAGAGAAAACUCCAGUAAAGCUGCAGCAGCUGAAGCUCCUCCUAAGGCUGUCCCUCCGAAAUCAAUGCUGGAGAAGCUAAAGCUCUUCAACAGUAAAGGUGCCUCAAAAUCCUCCGCCACUGGAGCCGGACCCCAGACUGAGAACCCUGCACCAGCCAGGCAGGUUGGAGUGGGGCAGGUGGAGAAGGUGGAGACUGCCUCCAACACAGACUGCCUGGAAGAUGACGAUGGUAACGUCAGACCAGGAAUGAAUGGGACCAGUAAUGGAGCGACACCUACAGCAGGUACUGCAGUUCCCACCACUGCCAGCAGUCCCAAAAUUGCCCUGAGGGGCAUUGCCCAGCGCACUUUCAGCAGAGCGUUGACUGCCAAGAAGAGCUCUGUCAAAGGCCAAGAAAAAGACAAAGACAAGGGCAAGGAGAAGGAGAAAGAGAAGGAGAAGGAGAAGGGGAAGGAAGUUGGGAAACGUACCUCAGUUCCUGACAGGACAGAGCUGAGGGUGGAGGACUCGAAGGAGGAAACAUCACCAACUUCUGUAGACUCGGACAGCUCCAUCAAGAAGGCCUCAAAAAUUACCAGCUUUAUUCCUAAGGGAAGUAAAGCGGCCAAAAAGGAGAAUUCCACUCCGGCCCAGAGCGGAAUACCAAAGCCUGGAAGCAAAGCCCCAGGAGCCGGGAGUAAGACUUCCUCUGUGAAGGAGGCGGGGGAAAGGCCUCGGAGCAUGAGGUUAGGAGGAGGCCUGGUCAUGCACCGCAGCCCCCUGGACAGGGACAGGGACAGGGACAGCAGACACUCCAGCUCCACUUCCAGCCUGGCCUCCACUGAGGGCAACAAGGUCAACGCUGCCCCUGCAGGAGGAAGCACAACACAGAGCACAGCCAGCAACACAGUCAGUGUGCAGCUACCUCAGACUCAACAGCACCACAGUCACCCCAACAUGGCCACCGUGGCACCUUUCAUGUACAGGUCACAAACGGAGAGUGAGGGGAUUAUGAACAUUGAGAGCAGCUCAGGGGGAAGAGGUGGAGACGUUUCCUACAACAAGACCAGCCAGCCUUCAAUCGAGGACCUUUCAGGUGAAGACCCGGAGACGAGGCGUUUGAGAACAGUGAAAAACAUCGCAGAUCUGCGGCAAAACCUGGAGGAGACCAUGUCGAGCCUGCGAGGGACUCAGGUCACACACAGCACCCUGGAGACCACAUUUGACAGCAGCAUCACAACUGACAUCAGCAAUAAUGGCAGCGGUGGAGGUGCUGGCAGCAACAACAACAACGCGGGAAGAAGCAUCCUCAGCAUCACUUCCUCCCGUCCGUCACUGUCGUCGUGGCGACUCGGCCACUCCAGCCCUCGUCUGCAGGCGGGUGACGCUCCGUCCUUGGGGAAUGGCUACAGUGGGCGGGGCGUGGGCAGCCAGCCGGGACGUUACCUGUACCCUGGGCACCUUCGACGACAGCUGGCCGGCAGAGGUGGAGCUCUGGACCUUGGAGAGAGGGGUGGAGAGGACAUUGACCUGGAGGGCAUUGCCAUGGAGGUCACCGGGUACAUGAGUGAUGGAGAUGUGUUGAGCAAGAACGCUGCACGUACUGAUGAUGUCACUAGCGGAUACAUGACGGAUGGCAGUCUGGGUCUGUACACCCGGCGUCUGAAUCGCCUCCCUGACGGCAUGACUGCUGUGAAAGAGACACUUCAUCGAAACGCAUCAGCUGUUCAGGGUGACGCUGACAGCUGGGAUGACAGCAGCUCUGUGAGCAGUGGCAUCAGUGACAACAUUGACACGGAUGACAUCAACACCAGCUCCUCCAUCUCCUCCUAUGCUAACACGCCUGCAGCACAGCGCAAGGGUCUCAGCACGCAGCCGGUAACAGAUGCAGAGAAGCACUCGGCCUCCACUGUGCUGAACCAGGCCUGGUCAGGAGAGGAGGUGAAGAGGCCAGACUGUGGGUCAGACAGCGGGGUCAGGAUGGAGCCAGGUUCCAAAUGGAGUCGACGGAACCCUUCUGACAUUUCUGAUGAGUCUGACAAGGGCGGCUCAGGAAGGAAGACCCCCUCUGUGACUCACACAGGCUCCUGGAGGAGAGGCAUGAGCGCCCAAGUGGGCGUGACAUCACCAAGGACUAAAAGCACAAGUAGCACGGGCUCAACGGGCUCCAUCAACAUCAAGAACAACAAUUCAGCUAAGACGGAUGAUGUCAAGGUGUCAGAAAAAGGAUGUGUCUCUUCUCGUACGAAUGGUCUUCACCACUCAUCUUCAGAGGCGGGACGCAGCAGUGGUGAAGAGAUGAAGAAACAUUCCUCCUCCAACAGCCACACAUGCACACCAAAUCCCCUCACUCACACCGUCUCCGACUCACACGCUCCCAUGCACACAUUGGCCUCCAGGACCCCGACCAGCACCUUCGGCUUCAAAAAGCAGGGACCAGGGAUGGUGACGCUGGUCACAGCCAGCGGUGCCACCAUCACCAGUGGUUCAGCCACGCUGGGGAAGAUUCCCAAAUCAGGGGCACGUUCUUUGGCAGGAGGCCUCAAGGCUGGUGGACAUGAUGGAGUUUCAGUCCUUGGUCACCACGACGACAACUUCCUUCCUAUGAGUGCUCGCUCCACGCUGCAGUACCGCAGCUUGCCCAGACCCAGCCGCUCAGGAGCUGCUGCCCGCACGGGGACCCGCUCUUCAACCAGCAGCAUCGAGGCGGCUGUACUCUCAGUCACAACGCACGGUAAAAACACCAUGGGCUUUGCCAAAGCCAGCGGCACAGGAGGACUGCUGGCCAAUCAGACGGACCGAGAGAAAGGUGUGUCUGAGAUCGACAACCUGAGAAAUGGAGUAGCGAUGCAGAGCGGAGGAGCGGCGACUGUUCCCAUGACAGGCAGACAGCAGGUUUCCUCACCUACAUUACGCAGGUUGUUUGGUGGAAAGUCCAGUAAACAGGCUCCAGUCACCACUGCUGAAAAUAUGAAAAACUCCACUGUCAUUUCCAACCCCCAUGCGACCAUGAACCAUGUGGCCACAGUACCAGAGUCCCCUGAUGUUGGUUCCCUGGACAGUGAGACCAACAGCCCUCUGUUUGGAGGCAGAUUGUUGGGGUCAGGGACAGGGACACUGGGCAGCGAGCAGGCCUCCAGCCCAGGCUCGGUCUACUCCUCCACCGGCCCCUCCAACAGCCUGACGUGGGGCACCACCUACAGCAGCUCUUCUGCCCAGAGCAGAGAGAGUACACUGGGUGGGCACUGUGGGACUGGAAGCAUGGGUUACCCCUCCGUCAGCAGCAUGCACACCAGCAGCGAGUCCAUCGACAUGAGUCUCGGCAGUGCCGGAGGAGGAGGUGUCGUCGGAGGCGAUGGCAACCACAGAGAGGACACGCUGUCUGCGCUGGGACGCACAGGCAGUGUGAAGACUGGGAUGUCUGAGAGUCCUCUCUCCUCCCCCUCUGCUAGCCCUAUAUUCAGCCGAAACACGCUGCCUCGGAGGCAGGACAGUGGGCCACAUUGUGGCAGAAACACUCUGCCUAAAAAGGGACUCAGGUAUGGUCCAUCCCCACAGCUGCGAGGGCAUGAAGAGGCCCGUGAUUGGCUGCGUUCCCACUCCACUAGUGGACUGCAGGAUUCAGCCAGUAACUCCCCGUUCUCCCCCGGCUCCAGUCUUACCUCCCCAUCUGGCACUCGCUUUAACUUUGGACAGCUUGCCUCUAGCCCAACAUCGGCAGCUCAGAUCAACCUGACCGGUCUGCGAAACAACAGCCUGACCAAUCAGGACGUGACCUAUGACCCCACUGGUGACAAUAGGUUGAGGAACUCAUGCAUGUCACUUGACGAAAAGACUCGCACCAUGAGCCGAUCAGGCUCCUUCAGGGACGGCUUCGAGGAAGUUCAUGGAUCCUCUUUGUCUCUGGUCUCCAGCACGUCCUCCAUCUACUCAACGAACGAGGAGAAGUCUCAGUCGGAGAUACGGAAGCUGCGCCGGGAGCUAGAUGCCUCACAGGAAAAGGUUUCCGCCCUGACGACACAGUUGAGCGCCAACGCUCACCUGGUGGCAGCAUUUGAACAAAGUCUGGGCAACAUGACCAUCAGACUGAAGAAUCUCACCCUGACUGCAGAGCAGAAAGACUCUGAGCUGAACGAGUUGAGGAAGACCAUCGAGUUGCUGAAGAAGCAGAAUGCUGUUGCUCAGGCUGCCAUUAAUGGAGUCAUCAACACGCCUGAACUGGCUUCUAAAGGAGACAAGACAGCUAAAAACAAUGGCAGUCCCCAGCAACAGCAUCAGCAGCAGCAUCAGCAGCAUCAGCAACAGCAGCCGGACCUGCGCAUCAGGAGACAGCACUCCUCCGAUAGUGUCAGCAGCAUUGCCAGUGCAACCAGCCAUUCCAGUGUGGGCUCUAACAUGGACGCUGAUGCAAAAAACAAGAAGAAGAACAAGAAGAACUGGUUGCGAAGCUCCUUCAAACAAGCGUUCAGCAAGAAGAAAUCUCCAAAGUCUGCUUCCUCUCACUCUGACAUCGAAGAGAUGACCGACUCCUCUCUGCCAUCCUCCCCAAAGCUCCCCCACAACGGCACCACAGGCCCCGGCCACAUGCUCAGGAAUACACACUCCAACCAGCUAUUAUCAGAGUGUCUGGACAGCGAGGCAGAGACGGUGAUGCAGCUGCGGAGCGAGCUCAGGGAGAAGGAGAUGAAGCUGACUGACAUCCGUCUGGAGGCUCUCAGCUCUGCCCAUCAGCUGGAUCAGCUCAGGGAGGCCAUGAACCGUAUGCAGGUGGAGAUUGAGAAACUUAAGGCAGAAAAUGACCGUCUGAAGCUGGAGAACCAGGGAAGCAGGACAGGCUCCCAGGUCUCCAUCUCAUCUUCUCCCCCUCCUCACACAACUGGCCAGAUCCCAGGACCUGGCCUUUCUCAGCACAGUCUGAACCUCUCCACCAGCGAGUCCACCAGCCUGGACAUGCUGCUAGAUGACACCGGUGGAGAAGGAGGGAUGAGGAAGGAGGGGAGACAUGUGAAGAUAGUUGUCAGUCUGGAAGAGGACAGCAAGUGGACAGAGGAGAGACGGCUGCGCAAUUUUUUGAUUGGUUGCAUCGGCGUUAGUGGUAAAACCAAGUGGGAUGUUCUGGAUGGAGUGGUUCGACGCCUGUUUAAGGAGUACAUCACCCACGUGGACCCAGUGACCCAGCUGGGCCUGAGCUCUGACAGUGUGGAAGGGUAUAAUAUCGGAGAGAUCCACCGCCCGAGCAGCCUCACCGCUGCAGACACACCAGAGCUGCUGCCCUGUGGCUACCUGGUGGGAGACAGCAACACCAUCAGCAUCCAGCUUAAAGGUGUAACCAGCGGGAAUGUGGACUCUCUGGUCUUUGACACUCUGAUUCCAAAGCCAAUGCUGCAACGCUAUAUCUCCCUGCUGAAGGAGCACAGGAGAGUCAUCCUGUCAGGUCCCAGCGGCACCGGGAAGACCUACCUGGCCAAUCAGCUGUCCAGACACCUGCUGCUGCUGGAGGGCCGACCUCUAACUCCGCACUCUAUUGUCACUUUUAACGUGGACCAUAAGUCCAGCAAAGAGUUGCGUCAGUAUUUGUCUGGUUUGGCUGAGCAGUGCAGCAGUAUGUCCGGAGUGGGGAGCCCUCUAGUGGUCAUUCUGGAUAACUUGCAUCACGUCAGCUCACUCGGAGAGAUUUUCAACGGCCUUUUUAACUGUAGUUACCAACACAGUCCCUACAUCAUUGGCACCAUGAGCCAGGCAACAUCAUCUUCCCCCAACCUGCAGCUCCACCACAACUUCAGGUGGGUACUGUGUGCCAACCACACGGAGCCAGUGAAGGGUUUCCUUGGGCGCUACCUGAGGAGGAAGCUGAUUGAGACAGAGAUUGGCAGUCGGACGAGGAAUGUGGAGCUGGUGAAGAUCAUUGACUGGAUACCACGGGUUUGGCACCACCUCAACCGCUUCCUGGAGGCACACAGUUCCUCUGACGUCACCAUCGGACCUCGCCUCUUUCUGUCGUGCCCUAUGGAUGUGGAGGGCUCCAGGGUUUGGUUCACUGACCUCUGGAACUACUCCAUCAUUCCCUACAUGUUAGAGGCUGUACGAGAGGGACUGCAGCUGUAUGGUCGCAGAGCUGUGUGGGAGGACCCAGCUGCCUGGGUGAUUGACACCUACCCCUGGUCGGCUACACAUGCUCCCUCAGACUGGCCACCACUGCUGCAGCUCCGCCCAGAGGAUGUCGGCUUUGACGGCUACUCUGCCCCAAGAGAAGGAGUCAGAAAAGAGCUGCCACAGAGUGACAGUGAUGCAGACCCACUGAUGAACAUGUUGAUGCGUCUAAAGGAAGCAGCGACAUCUUCCAGCCCACAGAGCUACGACAGUGAUUCCAACAGCAACAGCCACCAGGACGACAUCCUGGAUUCAUCACUGGAAUCCACCUUGUGAUGAUAUUUUGUCGUCCUUUUUUCAGGAGUAACUUUUUAAAAUAUUCUUACUGUGCGGACAAGUUGCCAGGAGCAUAGUUUUAAUGCUACAAAAAUACAGCCACCUUAAUUUGGGUGCGGGUAACCCAAAUAUAGAAGAAGAAGUACAAAAUUGCAUUUCAGAAAAAAAACAGGCAACAAAAGUUUCUACUGUACUGUUUUGUUUUCACCUCUGUGGCCCAUGGCUCCUGUUGGGAGCCUGAUAUCUUCAGACAGACUGAAAAAAAAAGGACACAGCCCCCCUUGUCGCCCUGUCAUCAUCAUUACCCUCGUCAUCCAACCAUUUUAAAUACAUCAACACCAGCCUGGAUUCUUCCACCUUUCACUGACCUGCAGCAUCGACACCUGGUCCUGCUCAACUGCAAGUGUCAGCUUUGCCUGCAGAUGGCGAUACAGGCCAUUAAAUCUGUGGAGUGUUAGCGCUGCUGAGCAAACGUUCACUAAGAGCACUGACAAGGACGCUGCCUGCUGAAGGGAUGGGGGGAUGAACGUGUUACGCCCUCUUCUACGUCUUCUCUUAAGCACAAACUGCGUGUUUUAAUGUGACACGACAAGUUGAGCUAAAGUGAACAUUUAAUCUGAAAGGAAACUCCUCCAAACGCUAUCAGUACAGUAUUAUCGCUACAAAAUUAUUAAGAGAGCACAUGUAAAUUAAAAGCACACUUUCCAACAGUCACAUUUGGAGUUUUUUAUUUGGGCAAAAAAGUAUAUGUGCAUUUUAAAGGCUUCAAACAACUCCCUGAACAACAAAACUCCAGAGAGAUGGAGUCCCACAGUCCUGUUGUUGCUUAGUUGUUUACAGUCCAAAAUCAAGGUUUCAGAGUUUACUAUUCAGUCUCAUAGAAACUUACAAAUACUAGCGGCAAUGGUUGUAUCAGGCAGGCCAUCUGCUGUGAAAACUUCUACAAAUGACUAUACUGAAUACUAAACAGAAACAAACUACAUCAGGUGCAGCUUUUCUCUCUGUAAAUGAACAUGAUCACCAAUUCUUUCACUACACCCAACAUUAACUCUUACAUGAUGUGCUUCAGUACUUCUACAGUACCAGGAGUUCAGUUAGGAGGAGGUACUUUAACAUUCACUGCAUCUUGAUUUGUCCCUGUAUCUCUGAGAGUAUUUGAGACGAUGUCACGUUUGUGUUGUACCUUUCUGUGCGGUGUCUCAUCAUCACUGUUGUUCCUUUGCUUUAACCCCUGUAUGAUCCUGUGAUUAGCCUGUUUGGUUACAACAGUGUGUUGUAGCACAAGUAUCUUUUGGUGCUGGACUGAAUUCUUACAAAUAAUGCCUUACAUUUUUCUACGUUCAGAUGAUGUGCAUUAACAGAGCCUUUAUCUGUCGGUCUGAGUGGCUGAACAUUAGACAGGGCUCCAGGUCAACUGGCUGUUUGGGAGCAGCCGUGACCUCUCAUAGUAAACACCAACGCCAUGGGAAUGAAGACAUGUGAAUAAGAAGCAGUACUGUGGGUUCCAAGGUUAUUUGUUGGCAUGUAUGUGUGACUCAUUGCUGAGAAGCUGGUGUAAAUAUUUGGACCAUGAGCAGCUGACAAAAUAGAUGUGUUUUUGGUGCUUGAAAUCAGAAUUUAAGCAGGUUGAUUGGGUGAGGGACGUUUUCUUUUAAAUUGUUUUAUACCUCAGCCCCAUCCUUUAACUAUGCUUUUGUCACACUCAAUGUCUGUUUUGAUUAUGUGAUGAAAAAGAAAGUCUAAGUGAAAUUUGGUGUAUAUGCUGCUUUGUUCAUAUAGUGAUAUAAUUAAUCAAAAAUUAAAAGUAUAUACUUGUGGUUGAAUGAAAUUGUAUAAUUGUUGGAGACAUUUCUAUGGUUAAAAUGAAAGAAAGAUAUUCUACUUUUUCUUUGUUUUAAACCUCCAAGCCUGCCUUCCCAAAGGUUAGGCAGACGUUUGAAUCCAGGGGUCAUCGAGCUCACAGCAGCUUCCACCACUUUCAGUGUUUUUUUUUCUUCUUGUCAGCGAUGCUAUGCAACAUUCAUUGUGAUUUCCUGAGAUGGAAGCCCGGAGCUCAGUGUGCAUUUGUCCCCCUCGAGCAGAGAUUGGCUCUGCUCAGACAUACGGCAUGGAGGCAAAUUUGUAAAGGCUUUUUUUUUUCUUUGGGAUUUGUAGCAAAUGUUCUUUAUCCGUGUGUAUGUCGGUGUGACUCACAGACGCUUUCCUGCUGUAAGCACAAAGAGGUUGACUCUGUCUGUGCUGUGAAAAGCCUGCUCCCCAGCACAAAAGUGUGGAUUUUGCUGGAGCAUUUGACCAGUUUGUCUGUUUAUAGUUCAUAAACCCAAUGAAUGUUCAGCCUUCUUUGCUUUGUACAUUUUUAUAUGUAAGAUAAGUGUAAAUAGUUGGUUAUCCCACAGCAUUUUGAUGACUUUUUUCUAGCUGAUUUGUUACAGUACUUGAAAAGGAGUAUUUUAUGUACAGUCUCUUUACACCAGAGCAGACUGAUGCGGUUUGUAUCACUGGUCUGUGCAGGGCUCCAAGAUUCAAAUCUGAUAUCACUGUACUAGUCUUAAGUUAUUGUGAUUCAAUAAAAUCUAUUAUUAUUUA
Molecule: messenger RNA, 10967 nt
Organism: Cynoglossus semilaevis (tongue sole)
Lineage: Eukaryota; Metazoa; Chordata; Actinopteri; Pleuronectiformes; Cynoglossidae
Gene: nav2a
Product: neuron navigator 2a
Exons: 41
Coding region: 816-8381 (2521 amino acids)
Biological process (GO): nervous system development; neurogenesis
Molecular function (GO): protein binding; ATP hydrolysis activity
Source: RefSeq, a predicted model, not a curated record